Molecule: messenger RNA, 4725 nt
Organism: Paramecium sonneborni
Lineage: Eukaryota; Ciliophora; Oligohymenophorea; Peniculida; Parameciidae
Source: the annotation of a GenBank genome assembly
AUGAUUGCUUAAUCUAUUGAAAUAUUUUGUAUUCAAAUUGGAUACUUUGAAUUGCACUCCAAAUUUACUUAAAUUCCAGCUUUUAAUGCUCUUGGACGAUUAUUUUCAUUAAUGUUAGUCAUGUACCCUUGUCAAAUUGAUUUGAAUAAGAGGCUUAAAAGAAUGAAAUUAGAAUUAGUUGAAAAUAGAUUUUAUUCUUUACUGCAAUUAUUAAUAGAUAUAAUCAAUUAGAUAUUGAAUAACCCUUCAAUUUAAAAUUAUGCAUAAUUCUUAUUGAAUUUCUUUUUUGUGUUGACCAUUGGAUUUGUUUUAGUUAAUAAUUAUAAUCAAAAAGAUUUUACAGAAAAAAAUAUGAGUAAAUAAAAUAUUUAAAAUGUCAUUUUAAAAAUGAUAACUUAUUCCUGUAUUUGCAUUUAUGUUGCAUUUUAACAACCUAUUUUAAUAAUUGUUCUCCAUAAUUUAUAAAAUUCAACUUAAUCAGAGAAUUAUGCUUGGAUUAUUAAUGACAUUGUUUAUUUAUUAAUUAUCCUUUUAAUUUUGCUGUUUUAUUUUGUUCUCUUUGAAGGGACUUUAAUUUUAAAGAAUGGGUAAUGCAAGAAACUUUAAGUUACAUUCCAAGACUACUGCAUAUUUAUAUUACAAAUUAUACAGCCUUAUAUUUUUAUAUUUAGUCCUCUCAAUUUUGCAAUCUAUGGUCAAUCAAUCAUAUUUUUGAUAAUUACUUUCUUAGAACUUAUUUAAAUAUAUAUAUAUAGAGCUUAUUCUAACAAUAAUUAAAUUUUGAUUUCAUUAAUUACUGAAUCAUGUGGUUUAAUUAUUGCUAUAAGCUCUCUAACUUAAAUUUCUGAACCAAUGAUAUAUUUGAUACUUUUAUCCCCUUUUUUAAUAUAUGUUGGUGUUUAUGUACAUAAUCAGCAAAAAUUUUAAUUGUUAACUGCGAAUUAUUAAAAAUUAAAUUUAUUUGAAGUGAAUUAUUUGAUAUGUUCAUCUUUGACGAAUGAAAAAUUAACAUUAAAAUAAACUUGUAUUUUAAAUUCCAUAUAUUUAUCUAAGCAUUCUUAAGAAUGUUAAAAUAUUGGAUGCUUGUGUAGAACUUAUGAAUAAAACUCAAGUAAUACAAAUAAAAUGUUUGUAAUUCCAGAUAUCAUUAAGGAAGAGCUUUAUUCAAAAUUGGUUGUUAGAAUGAAAAAAUUGCUUUAAAUUCAAGACCCAAAAGAUUGUUUUUACUAUUUAGUUCAUUUCUUAUAUGCUUAAUAAUAUCAUGGAGAAGUUUAUGAAAUAUAUAGUUAAGUAGAAAAUAAAUAAAUUUUAAAUAGUCUAACUUAUUUCUAAAAAAUCAAAUGGAAAUUCUUUAUUAUGAUGAUUAAACGGAAUUUAUAUAUUAAUUUGACGGCUAAAUUAGAUGGAAAAAAUUAAGACAAAAUAAAGUUAUCCUUAAAAAUAAAUUAAUUUAUAUAAUCUGAAAGUUUUAAUUAAAGUAUUAAAGAUGGUUUGAUUAAUAUCAUUCAAGAAAAAUUACUUCUUUAAUAGCUUAUGGUUAAAUAAUAUAGGAAAAUUGAUUUUAUUUUUUAGUAUUAUAAUUUGAUUGAAAAUAUUGAAAUUCAAGAAAAAAUACUGAAAUCAAUUUAUGAUUAAUUUCCUAGUUAAAGAAAUUAAUCUCAAUUAAUGUUCUUUUAUGCUGAAAUAAAAUAUGACUGGAAAAAGGCAUUUGAUUAAUUAUAAAUAAAUGCUAUUGAAAAUUCUUCAUUAAGUAUUAUUACAGAUAUUGAUUUUAAUAGAUUAGCUAAUAAAAUGGCUUACUUGAUAUAUUCUUAUGAUGAUAGAAAACUUAAAAUUAUUUCUUAUUCUAAAUAAACUCCAAUUAUAUUUGGUUAUUAAUAAAAAUAAUUUGAUUUAAUUAUUUCUCCUUAUCCUUUAAUUCCAUAAAUAAUAAGAGAUAUACAUGAUCAAUAUAUUGAAGAGUUUUUAUAAAAUGGAAAAGCAAAUUAUUUUAGAUAAGUAGCCUUUAACAUUUGUUAACUUAAUUCAGGAUUUAUUUAAGAUGUUGAAUUUUUUUUUGAUCUUUAUUUUGAUAAUAAUCAAUCUUUUCGUUUCAUUACAUUUCUAAACUUUUAAGAAUAAUCAGACCCAGUAAUAUUGAUUGAUUAAAAUAAUAAGAUUUAAGGAAUAAAUAAAGAAUUAUUCAAGUAAUUGAAUUUCCAUCCUUAAAUAAUUGAUUAAUUAUCAAUAGAAAAAUCUCUUUAUAAUUUGUAAGCAGAUUUAUUUAUUCCUAAUGAUAUAUUAAAUGGAACUUAAAAUUUAUGUUCUUUUUAAUUUCACUUUCCUAAAGAUUCAUUUUUCUAAUAAGAAUUUUCAACGAAUGCAUAAAAAUAAACAUAUUUAAAAAAUAGUUAAAAGUUAUAAUUAUAUGAAGUAAGUUGUGAAAUAGCAAAAAGAAAAACAUACAAAAUUAUAAAGUUUAAGAAAAUAUAAGAAAAUAAACGAAAAAAUCUGGUGAUUUCAGUUGACACACUUGUACCUUUAAAUAAAGACUUACAAAUUAAUAAUGAGGCAUUAAUUGAUCAUCCUUAUGAAUUUUUUAUUCAGAAUGAUUUCAUUUCUCAUAUCAUUAUUCAAACUCCUAGAUAAGCAGACAUUAGAAUUUUAAAUGAAGCAGGAGAUAAAAAAUUUUAGUUAGGAAAUGAAUGGAAAGUAAAUUUAUAUAAUUAUAGUGAAUCUAAUAUUAUUAAUUUUGACAAAAAAACAGUACAAAUUUUGGGGGAUAUUUAUGAUCAUAAUUUAAACAAUUCAGAUAAUAUUGAUUUGAAAUGCCCACAAAUCUUUUCAACGUCUGGGCUAAUGAAAUCAGUUUAUUAUAGAAAAUACACACUUGUUAACAAAUUAAAUAAUUUUACUCCUGUUAUACCUUUAUUAAACAAAUUAUUUGGAUCUUUAAUUUUUGCUCUUAUAAAUUAAAUCAUAUUUAUAUCAAUAGUAAUUAUUUAUUUUAUUUUAGAAUAUGGCUUUUUCAAAAAAAGAUUUUUAUUCUCUCAAUUAUUACUAUGAUUCGAUAUAAAUUAAUCAUUAAUUUAUUGGGCCGAUGUAAAAAUUUUUUUUAACUCGUUAUACGAUUUAAGGUUACUAAAUGCUGAACUUUAAUUAAGCAAUAAGUAGAGAUCAGCUUAAUUAUUAUUUAAAAUUCACCAAUCCGUUAUUAAUUGGAUCUUAUGAUGAAUUUAAAUAGCACUUUUAAGAUCAUUUUUAGGAUGAAGAAUUAUCAGAAUUUAUCAAAGAUGAAUAUGUUAAUAUAUAAUAGUAAACUUCUCAUUAUGCUCCGAUAAAAUUGAAGGAAUACAAUAUAACACUCUAUAAUGCUUUUAGCAUUUUACUUGACGCCUUUUAUAAGUAAAAAUAGAUUUACAUUGUACCUUAAACAGCUAGAGGAACUAAUCCUCAUAACACAUAUUAAUACAAGAACUAUAUUUUAUUUGUGACAGUUUUUGAUAAAAUAUCUGAUUUAAUGUUUUAAGAGUCUAUUUAUAAGAUUGAUUUGGUUCUUAAAAAAUGGAUAAUAAUGGUUAUUCCAAUAUCAAUAUCAGUGCUAAUCUCUAUAUUACUACUUGGAUAUUAUUAUAACUAAUUUAAUCAUUAUUUAGAAAAAAUUUUUAAUCUUAAUAUUCACAUAGAUUAAAUAGAGCUUAAUGCAGAUUAAGGAAGGCAAUUAUUUAUUCUUUAAAGCUUAAAACAAGGAUCAGAAUUAAUACAUUUAUACAAAUUCAAUUUAAUUGGAAAGGAAGAAAUAUUAGAAAAAACAAAAAUAAAAGAAAUAAAAAAGGGGUUGAAAAUUUAGGGUAAUGAACCUAAAGAAAUAAGAUAAUCUAUUCAAAUUUCUAAAUUCUCUCUGAUUUUUUCUUUUUUUUUCUUGCUAAUCCAAUAUUUAUUAAUUGCUGGACUUUUAACCUAUAUAGGGUUUGAAUAUAUGAAUAAAUUUUCUAAAUCUAUUCACUUUUUUAAAUCAAUCUCAGACAUUGGAGUUUAUGUCCCUGCUUCAUUUUCUUAAAAAGAAAUAUUAUAUUUUUUUUUUCAAUUUACUUAUUAUACAAAUGAUGAUAGAGCAUUUUUUGUAGAAUAAAUAUAAAAAGCAGUCACAAAAAUUGAUACUUUCUUAUUAUAAGAUAUUGAAAGUUCAUAAUUACAAUUUUCUGCAUAAUUUUUGGAUACUUAUGAGUAUUUAGAAGAAAAUAAUUUAUGUCCAUUACUUAAUAGUUCAAAGUAUUAUGAUUUUGAUUAUUUUUGUUCAAAUUCUUAGAAUGGAAUUUUGAAAUUGGGUUUAAGAGCAUCAUUAACAAAUUUUAAUAGCAUAUUAAAAAAUGAGUUAAGUAUAAAUUUUCCAAGUACUCGCAAACAACCUCCAAAAGAAGAAUUAGAAGCAGUUUAUUUAUGUUCAGAUAUUAUUAAUGAAAUUACUAAUAAAAUGGAAUAAGAUAUAAAAUCAUAAACUAAAAUUAUUGAGGAAUUAUAUAAUGUAUUUAUAAUUAUAUUAUUAAAUAGAUAAUUACUGCUAUAAGUUUGACUUAUACAAUAGUAUUGAUAAUUACUAUUUAAUUUUCAGUUUACAAAAAAUUUAGAUUGAAUCUUAAUAGAGCAAAAAUGAUCUCAUUAAUUUUCCCAUUAGAAACAAUUUUCUUAAAUGAUCAUUUUGAAAGAGAAUUAAGAAGGAUUGUUACUAGUAAAGAAUUAAUUUGA